AACCUUUUCUUUCGUCAUCGCACGCCUGGUGCGGUACGGAAAUUUGUGCAGGUCGCGUGAAAAGUGUAAAUUCACGGUAAAGUAAAGGCUUUUCGUGAAGUUUUCCACUUACGGUGUGCUCGGUUCCACUUCUUCAUCCGGAAUUGUGCGUUUACGAUUAGUUUAUCAAAAUGGUGAAGCGAAACCACAAGUUCAAAUCUGGCGAGGGGGCCAUGUACUAUACGCGCAAGGCCGCCAUGAACAAGCUGCAGCUGAACAUCCGAGAUUUCCGCCAGCUUUGCAUUCUGAAGGGUGUCUAUCCGCGUGAACCAAAGCACCGUGCCCGUGCGCAGCACGGUUCGCGCGAGAUGAAGAUUCUGUAUCACAAGAAGGACAUAACCUUCCUGCUGCACGAACCGAUCGUGUGGACGCUACGUGAUCGGAAAAUCUUCAACCGGCGCAUCAAGCAUGCCGCGGCGAAGCAAAACAUGAAUUUGCGCGACAUACGCCUCCAUAACUAUCCGCAGCUGAAAUUAGAUCACAUCGUAAAAGAACGCUACCCGUCGUUUAUCGACGCAAUUAAAGAGCUGGACGAUUGCAUGACGCUGCUGUUUACGUUCAGUACGUUUCCGGCAACGAAAAUUAUUACCCGUGAAUUGACGCGCAUGAGCCGCCGAUUGACGGUGGAGUUUAUGCAUUACAUCAUUGCGGCACAGGCACUGCGGAAGGUGUUUAUCUCGAUCAAGGGUUACUAUUUUCAGGCGGAAAUUAAGGGCGAAACGGUAACAUGGAUCGUGCCGCACUGCUUACCGUACUCGCCGCAUCAUGGCGAAUUGGUCGAUCUGACCAUUAUGAAAUCGUUCGGCGACUUUUUCACCGUGAUGGCCGGUUUCAUCAACUACCGACUGUACCACUCGAUAAAUCUUAUCUAUCCACCCCAGUUUUCACAUUCGCUCGACUCGGAUGACACGAUGGAAAACGAGCAUAAGUUCAUUUCGGAGCGCGUUGCGACGCUGAACGAUGAAUUGCUGCGCACGGAUGGUGGCAACGGUGAUGCGGAAGAGACCGAGCUGCUGGAAUGGACGGGCAACGAUGAGGACUUGCCGCACGUAACCCAGAUCCGGGAGGAGGCGCAAAGUCUAAACAAACUAAAGACACUGUUCAAGGGGCUGAAGUUCUUUUUGAAUCGCGAAGUACCCCGUGAACCGCUAACGUUUAUUAUUCGCUGCUUCGGCGGUAAGGUAUCGUGGGACAGUACCAUGUUUGUGGGGUCCACGUUCGAGGAGAGUGAUGAAACGAUUACGCACCAGAUCGUCGAUCGACCAAGCAUGGACAAGCAGCACAUUUCGCGCGAUUACGUCCAACCGCAGUGGGUGUUUGAUAGCGUAAACCAGCGACGAUUGCUUCCGACGAAUAAAUACUUCAUCGGUGCCGUAUUGCCACCGCAUCUGUCGCCGUUUACCAGUGGCAAAACACGUUACGUACCACCGGAAGAAUUGGCAAUGCGCAAAGGUGAACAGGGUGAGGAAGAUGAUGAAAUGUUCGAGCCGGCGGAAACGAACGACGAUCAGGAGCAUAUUUCUGACGAUGAAGAAGUGCUCGAUCCGGAGGAGGAACAACAGCAACAGGAAUAUGCGCUGAUGAAAGCUUACAAUGACGAGCGAACGGAUGAAUUUAACAGCGGCAAAGAUGACGAAAACGGUACGAAUGAGCAAGAGACGAGCGAGGAAAAGCAGAAACAAAACGUGCAAGAAAAACUUGCGCAAAUUAAACAACGUGCGGAACUGGCAAAACAGCAAGCGAAAAAAUCGAAAGGUAUGGCCGUAAGGCCAGGCAAGGUGUACAAGGAGCACGAACAAGAACAGCGAUCGCUGACCAAGAACGAGGAAUCGCUGCGGGCCCGAAUGGUUAAAUCGAAGCACCGCAAACUCUACUCCAAGAUGAUUGGGCGCCAGAAACAGUUGGACAAGGAAGUGAACUUACUGGCAGAGAAACGCGCCCGUAUUGAUGAGCAAAAGAAGGCAGAACACACGGAUAAGCAGAAAAAACAGCGGAAGCAAAUUCUUUCCUAACUCUUCGAUGAUGCCCUUGAUAAAAAUAUAUGUUACAUUAAGCGUACAAUGCGGAAGGCAGUUUUCCCGUCCCUGUGGAAAGUAAUAAACAUUUCUUCUCUUAUAAAUAA
Messenger RNA from Anopheles funestus (African malaria mosquito), 2161 nucleotides. Its product is annotated as pescadillo homolog. Gene Ontology annotation, cellular component: PeBoW complex; nucleolus. The record is from RefSeq and is a predicted model, not a curated record. The transcript is spliced from 2 exons. Gene Ontology annotation, biological process: maturation of LSU-rRNA from tricistronic rRNA transcript (SSU-rRNA, 5.8S rRNA, LSU-rRNA); ribosome biogenesis. NCBI's taxonomy places the organism in Eukaryota, Metazoa, Arthropoda, Insecta, Diptera, Culicidae. Gene Ontology annotation, molecular function: RNA binding. The coding region runs from base 171 to 2051 and encodes 626 amino acids.